Messenger RNA from Arachis duranensis, 1172 nucleotides. RefSeq names its product zinc transporter 6, chloroplastic. The transcript is spliced from 2 exons. Gene Ontology annotation, biological process: zinc ion transmembrane transport. Gene Ontology annotation, cellular component: plasma membrane. Lineage: Eukaryota; Viridiplantae; Streptophyta; Magnoliopsida; Fabales; Fabaceae. Bases 1 to 1035 code for a protein of 344 amino acids. Gene Ontology annotation, molecular function: zinc ion transmembrane transporter activity. The record is from RefSeq and is a predicted model, not a curated record.
AUGUCGGCACAACCGUGCGCGACAGAUAUCCUCUCCCGCGCCACCGCAUGCCGAGACGGAUCCGCGGCGGCGCACCUCAAGUUCCUCUCCAUCUUCGUCAUCUUCUUCACCAGCAUGCUCGGCAUGUCCUCUCCCGUCCUCCUCGCCCGUCUCUUCCAAGGAAAGUCGCUCUACGACCGCGCUGUCGCUCUCAUCAAGUGCUUCGCCGCCGGCGUCAUUCUCUCCACCUCACUCGUUCACGUCCUCCCUGACGCCUACUCAUCACUCGCCGACUGCCGCGUCGCCACGCGCCAUCCCUGGCGCGACUUCCCGUUCUCCGGCCUCGUCACACUAAUCGGCGCACUCCUUGCCCUCGCCGUCGACCUCGUGGCAAGCUCUCACGUCGAGCACGCGCAGUACGCGCCGGUGAAGACGAACGAGAAGGAGUCAUCGUCCGCGGAAUCGAGAAUCGAACUCGGCGGCGGCGGAGGAUGUCACGGCGGCGAUAGCACCGGAGCGGUGGCGGCGGAAGGAUCCGCGGUGACGGAUGAGGAAAUGUUGUUGAGAUUGAAGCAGAAAAUGGUUUCUCAGGUAUUGGAGAUUGGGAUAAUAUUCCAUUCGGUGAUAAUUGGGGUUACGAUGGGAAUGUCUCAGAACGUUUGCACUAUAAGGCCUCUCGUUGCUGCUUUGGCUUUUCAUCAGAUUUUUGAAGGGAUGGGUCUUGGUGGCUGCGUUGCUCAGGCUGGAUUUAGCUUUGGAACAAUGGUAUAUAUGUGCUUCAUGUUCUCAGUGACAACACCAAUGGGUAUAGUUUUGGGGAUGGCAAUAUUUUCACUCACAGGGUAUGAUGAUAGUAACCCAAAUGCAUUAAUCAUGGAAGGUUUAUUAGGUUCUAUAUCCUCAGGAGUACUAAUUUACAUGGCGCUUGUUGACCUCAUUGCCGUUGAUUUCUUUCAUAACAAGCUUAUGAACUCUAAUCCAAAGUUGAAAAAGGCAUCUUUUCUUGCCUUAACUCUGGGUUCUGCUGCAAUGUCUAUUCUUGCCCUCUGGGCUUGAUAUUUUUUUGUGUAACUCCUAAAAAGAUAAGAAAAUAAAAAUUAUGCGCUUAAUAAUGUAAGAUGUAAAUACUAAGCCUGUUAGUAAACUGCAAAGGGAUCAAUGGAGGAUUACUUUUUACCGCUUCUCUUAGAUAA